GUGUCGUUGUUCUUGCCGUUGUGCUGCUGUAGGCUUUGUAGAGGUUGAACAGUCUAGCCUUGUUGUCAUUUCGGUGAAAGUGGAUGCCGGUUUCUUUCAGGAAACGUUGGAGUUGAAUGACUGUCUCUCCACCUCCUGAGUUCGGGCUCCGUCCGAGACGCAUGUCGAGUGCGCCGCUGCGAGUGGCCGGGGGCUGCUAAUGAGGCAGGCUGCCGUUGGUGGGGAGAUUGGAGCUGGCUGUGCCUGUUGUGGCCCCGGUUGUUUGCCCUCGCUGGCGGAGUAGACGAAGCCUGGGACCUGUCUGGAGUUGGAGGUGUCUCGUUGGGGGAGCUUGAGUGGGAGCGGUGGCGGCUGGUGUGUGAGACACUGAUUGCAGAGCGCACGCGGCUCCGUUCGGAUGCUUGGCUUAGAUCCAGCGAGUUGAUCAGCAGUUCGGGAUCCAUGCUUUACUCUCUCUCCUGCUGGUUAUGGCUUUUGAUUCAUCAAGAACUGUGGCAGCAAGCAGAAACCAGCAGUGUGGGGAUUCUGUGCAGAAGAGUUUGAAGCUGAGCAGACUCUUACAGAAGGAAUCUGUCGACCUAAUCAAAACAUAUAAAGCCUCUCAAGGAGAAAUGUCAGAGCUCUUCUGCAAGGUGUCUGUAAACAACGUCCCCGACCCCAACAUCUCCGGCCUGGAGCCCUCAGAGAAAAUAGCGAGCAUCUACACGCAUCUCCAAGAGUUCUUCCCACAUUUUGAAUGGGUGUACAAGCAGCAGACAGACUUACAGUUACCCACGAGCCCACUGCUGAGCGACCUGAGGCGGUUCACAGCUGGCAGCAGGAACCUGGCAUAUCUCAUAAAACCCUUCUAUCAGAGCCUCUUCCCAAACGUGCCUUUACCAGAGGGGGGGCCCACAACACUACCUCCACCUCAGAACGUCUUCCAGCAGAAGGUCUACGGCUGCGUGGUGCUGAAGACCUUCAAGGAGCUCCUGUCAAAUGUUUCCAGAGAACUGAGGAGUCUAAAAAGCCAAGUGUGCAGAAGGAGGACACACACCAACACACUCUUCUGAGGAUGGCCUAAGGCUGGCCUUAGACAGUCAGUUUAACAACACUGGGUUAAAAAAAAGACUUUAAAAGGGAGGAAGAAGGUGGCUGCAUCAAUGUAAUGAAGCCUAUUUAUGGUAUUUAUUAUUUAUUUUUUUGUUUCUGAUGAGAUACAUGCUGUUAAAAGAGAGUAAAGUUAUGUCUCUGUAAUAUAUGUAUAUUUAAGUUGUCUAAUAUGUUAUGUUAGGUUAGGUUCUACUUUGCUGUUUUGCUGUAUACAGAAUUAUUAAAUGAUGCUUUGCUGCUGAACUUU
Molecule: messenger RNA, 1339 nt
Organism: Gymnodraco acuticeps
Lineage: Eukaryota; Metazoa; Chordata; Actinopteri; Perciformes; Bathydraconidae
Gene: m17
Product: IL-6 subfamily cytokine M17
Exons: 3
Coding region: 468-1052 (194 amino acids)
Biological process (GO): ciliary neurotrophic factor-mediated signaling pathway; negative regulation of neuron apoptotic process
Molecular function (GO): ciliary neurotrophic factor receptor binding
Source: RefSeq, a predicted model, not a curated record